Molecule: messenger RNA, 870 nt
Organism: Monoraphidium neglectum
Lineage: Eukaryota; Viridiplantae; Chlorophyta; Chlorophyceae; Sphaeropleales; Selenastraceae
Product: putative inactive serine/threonine-protein kinase scy1
Exons: 5
Coding region: 1-870 (289 amino acids)
Source: RefSeq, a predicted model, not a curated record
AUGUCGGCUGUCGCCGUCACCGACACCCUCGACUGGAAGCUCCACGGCUUUGACCUGCUGUCUGAGGCGGCCUGCCAGGGGGACUUUGCGCUGCAGCACGCGGCCUGGAUGGUGGGGCCGCACUACAAGGCGGCAGAGGUGGCCAAGGCGGACUGGGCGGCGGUGGCGCAGGGGCCGCCGUGGGCGGUGGACUCGUGGGGGCUCGGGUGCAUGAUGCAGGAGGUGUUCAGCGGCGAGCCCCUGCGCGCGGUGGAGCAGCUGCGCCGCACCGAGGUCAUCCCGCCGGCGCUGCUGGGGGACUACCAGAAGCUGCUCAACUCCAACCCGGCGCGGCGGCUCAACCCCAGCCAGGCGGGCGGGCUUCCGAUGGGCUUGUCGGGACCCUAUGGCGGCUGGCCGCUACGCCAUGCCGCCUGUGUCAAGGACGGCGCCGAGAAGGACGCCUUCUUCAAGCGCCUGCCGACCCUCCUCCCCGCCGUCCCCGAGGCCGUCGCGGCCCGCAAGGUGCUGCCCCUGCUCUCCCGCGCCCUCGAGUUUGGCGGCGCCCCGCCCAGCGCGGUGGGCUCCCUGCUGCAGAUCGGGCGGCCGCUGCCGCAGGACGAGUUCCAGAAGCGCGUCGUGCCCAGCCUGGCGAAGCUGUUUGCGUCGACGGACAGGAGCCUGAGGCGCAACCUGCUUGAGUCUGUGGACGUGUGGGGGCCGCACCUGACCACGCCCAUCGUGGAGGAGCAGAUCUUCCCGCACCUCCAAACGGGGUUCAAUGAUGACAACGCAUACAUCAGGGAGCUCACCCUCAAGGCCACACUGGCCAUAGCGCCAAAGCUCAAGCAGGCCACGCUCACGGCGGCAGUGUACGCCGGCCCUGCCUGA